Molecule: messenger RNA, 1551 nt
Organism: Naumovozyma dairenensis CBS 421
Lineage: Eukaryota; Fungi; Ascomycota; Saccharomycetes; Saccharomycetales; Saccharomycetaceae
Gene: YHK8
Product: Yhk8p
Exons: 1
Coding region: 1-1551 (516 amino acids)
Biological process (GO): transmembrane transport
Cellular component (GO): membrane
Molecular function (GO): transmembrane transporter activity
Source: RefSeq, a predicted model, not a curated record
AUGUCAAAUACAUCCAUAGAAACUGGCUCAUCGGUCCAGAUAGAAUCUUCAUCAUCAACAUUAUCGAAAGAAAAGCACAUAACUCACGAAGAGGACAACAAAGACUUUGAAAUCUCAAAAAACCCUCAGUCAAGCAACGUAUCGUCGUUCGAAGUUUCCUUUUCUCUCGAAGGUGAACCAGAUCCAGAAGAUAUAGCGCGUCACUUAUCGACACUCCACAAAUAUUACAUCGCAUGUGUAAUUACAUUCACAUCUUUAGUUAUCACAAUCAUAUCAUCAUGUUGGACUUUUGUUUCACCUAAAGUGAUUGAAAGAUACCAUAUUUCCCACGAAGUCAGUGUUCUAGGUAUUACAUUCUAUAUUUUUGGUCUUGGUUUUGGUCCUUUAUUUCUAUCUCCAAUCAGUGAAUUAUAUGGCCGUAGACUUACGUUUAUUUUUUCCAUGACUUUAAGUAUCAUUUGGCAAUGUCUAACUACUUGGUCUCAUAAUGUCGUUGGAAUGAUGUUUGGUAGAUUUUUAUCAGGAUUUUUCGGAAGUGCAUUUCUAAGUAUUGCUGGUGGUAGUAUUAGUGAUAUUUUCGAUAAAGCCACUAUUACAAUCCCAAUGUCAUUAUACACAUUGAGUUGCUUUUAUGGUCCAGUUUUGGGACCAAUCGUAUCUGGUGCUCUUUAUAGAGAAAAUUAUAGAUGGGUUUUCGCUACUUUACUAAUUGCUUCAGGUGUCUGUUUAGUUUUAAUCAUUUUCACCAUCCCAGAGACUUAUAAGCCAAUUUUAUUAAUUAAAAAGGCUGAGAGGAUGAGGAAGGAGAGAGGUGAUGAGAGAUAUUGUGCACCAUUAGAAAGGACAAGAAAGGAAUCAAGUUUUGUGUCAUCUGUACUAUUAUCAUCCAAAAGACCAUUUUUGUUAUUAUUCCUCGAUCCUAUGAUGGGUGUGUUAUGUUUCUACACAGGUUUAGUAUUAGCUAUUGUCUACUUAUAUUUUGUGGCUUUCCCGUAUAUUUUCAAAAAACUUUACGGAUUCGGUGUUAUGCAAAUUGCUUGUUGUUAUUUAGGUAUGAUGGUUGGUAUGACAUUGGCAGCUCCAACAUCAUUAAUUUUCCAGAAAAGAUAUGAAAUGAACGUUAUCAAGAAUAAUAAUAUUAGAACACCAGAAAUGAGAUUUGAACCGCUAUUCUAUGGUGCAUUCUGUUGUCCAAUUGGGUUAAUGAUUUUCGCCUGGACAUGCUAUCAAAAUGUCCAUUGGAUGGGUCCCAUGAUUGGUAGUGCGAUCUUUGGUUCUGGUGUUUUCUUUGUUUUUGUUGGUGUAUUCAACUAUACAGUCGAUGCUUAUAGAAGAUAUGCCGCUUCAGGAAUGGCUUGUAAUUCAUUUGUUCGUAGUACAAUGAGCGGAAUUUUCCCUUUGUUCGGUUUACAAAUGUAUAAAGGCAUGGGGAUUAACUGGGCAGGAUUCUUAUUGGCUAUGGUUACGAUUUUGAUGAUACCCGUUCCAUUUUUAUUUACCAAGUAUGGUGCUUAUUUAAGGUCUAAGUCACCUUUUGCAUGGGAUGAUUGA